This is a messenger RNA of Trachemys scripta elegans, 1765 nucleotides long. RefSeq names its product C-type lectin domain family 2 member D-like. Bases 150 to 812 code for a protein of 220 amino acids. NCBI's taxonomy places the organism in Eukaryota, Metazoa, Chordata, Testudines, Emydidae. The record is from RefSeq and is a predicted model, not a curated record. The transcript is spliced from 5 exons.
GUCAGCUGGGAGAGGCGCCAAAGCCAGAGACACUGGAGCUGACUGGAACUGAUUCUGCUACGGCUGCAUAGAGCCAUUUCCUGCAGCUGGUGAGAAGGGUCCAAACUGAUCAGAGCCCAGCACCUGCCACUGCGUCAGUGAGAGGAGAGAUGGGGGAGGAAGUGGAAGCAGAUCCCCUUGAGCAGCCUCUUAACGGCUCCAGAGACUUGAGGAGCGGAGGAGAACCAGUAAUCGGAGCUUCCUUGCCUAGGAACAGGCUGGAGAGAGAUGCUGAGAUGCAGCCUUUCGGUGAUGAUCCAGCUAGCGGCAACUUCAGGAAAGCGGCUGUAUCUAAAGGCCGAGCUGUGUUCAUUGCCAUAGUCGGGGUCUUGGUGGUGAUCAUCAUUGCUUUAGCAGCAGCUUUGGGAGUGGAAAAAUCUAAGCACUCUUCUCAAUGCCCCUCUGCUGCCUCCCGGUGUCCGGACGGCUGGAUCGGGAUCAAGGGGAAAUUCUACUAUUUUUCUAAUGCUCCAGGGAAUUGGACCUACAGCCAGAGCUUCUGCUCUUCACACGGUGCCUCCCUGGCUGGGAUUGAUAAUCUGCAGGAGCUGGGUUCCCUGCUGCCAUACAAAGGCAAACUGGACCACUGGAUCGGCCUCCGGAAGGCCACUGGCCAGGUCUGGAAAUGGGCCAACGGGACCGAGUUUGACCAUCGGUUUGAAAUACACGGAGGAGCAGAGUGCGCGUACCUGGACGAAGACCUCACAGUCAGCAGCUCCAGUUGCAGCACACUGAGAAAACAGAUCUGCAGUAGACCUGAUGCCCCUACGUAGGAAGAGGAGUGUGUAGUGAGAGGGGACUUGUAAGCUCAAGGGAGUUGGAGUCCAGACGUGGCAAAGGCUGGUUCUCAUCCCCUCCAUGAUCCACAGAUGCUGCAGCCUGGUUCCUUGUUUCUCAGUCUGCCUCCAGUCCAGUCCUAUCUGUCCAUUACCCUAAUGCCGGGGUCUGUGACCCUUCUCUAGGGGAGACUGCCACCAUUUCAGGGUAACUGCAUCUCUAUCCCAUCUCCAUCAGGUGAGGACUCGGGUCUCCAGCCGCCCCCUGUCUCUGGGCAGGGACCUCAUCCCACUCCCUUCUGAUCGGGGGUUUAAGGCUGAACUGUUCCCUUCCAUACACCAUGAUAUCCCCAGCAAGCCAGUCUGUCUGCAAGCCAGCACCUGCACUUUGCUUCUGCUCUGAGCACAAUGCCCAGCAUGUUCCAGCUGUUACAAGCUAGCACACGGCCCUUUCUCAGCUGAUACAUCCCCUUUGUUCAAGGGCAGGGGUUUCAAACACGCGGGCCGCAUGCGGCCUGCGGGGCUAUUGCCUGCGGCCCGCCAAGCAGCCUGCAUGACCCCCAGGCCUACCUCCAGGCCAGGGGUGGGCAAACUACAUCCGCGGGAUUGCCCCCCUCGAGCCCUGCGCCGCUCCCUGAAGCAGCUGGCAUCACGUCUGUGCGGCCGGAGGGAGGGGGGGAGAGCAGAGUGCUGCAUGUGUUGCUCUGGUUUCCAGGCACCGCCCCCCCCGCCCAGAGCUCCUGUUGGCCGUGGGGCGGUACCUGGAGGAGCGGCAAGCAGCACGCGGAGCCCUGAGUCCCCCCUCCCCCAGGGACCGCAGGGACAUGGUUCCAGCUGCUUCGCUGUGCGGGGCUGGGGCCACCCCGGAACUGCUUUAGGUAAGUGGCUCUGGGCCAGAGACCGAAGCCCUCCUGCACCCUGCCCCCAAACUCCCUGCCCUGAGCCCCCGC